Homo sapiens (human) is the source of this 8111-nucleotide messenger RNA. RefSeq names its product discs large MAGUK scaffold protein 3 (gene DLG3). Gene Ontology annotation, molecular function: kinase binding. Gene Ontology annotation, biological process: maintenance of postsynaptic density structure; chemical synaptic transmission. The record is from RefSeq and is a predicted model, not a curated record. Gene Ontology annotation, cellular component: neuron projection; neuromuscular junction. The transcript is spliced from 12 exons. NCBI's taxonomy places the organism in Eukaryota, Metazoa, Chordata, Mammalia, Primates, Hominidae. The coding region runs from base 3742 to 4890 and encodes 382 amino acids.
CCAAACUUAGAAAAUAUUUGAAUAAAUAAAUGAAUGAAUAAAACUUCUUGGAAUGAGGUAGGAAAGAUGGUGAAGGAUGUAAAGGUUGUUCAGUGUCAGGCAGGGGAGAAAUGUUUCAGGAGCAGGGAAUAACAGGUAGAACUGAACAAGCUGUAUUCAAGGGGUCCAGGCAAGCUAGCUCAAAAGAAGACCUGUGUAAUUCAGAUGUGGGAUAGAUAGGCUGGCUGUGAUGGGAGGAUGGUUGUAGCAGUCCUUGAAAGUUUGGCUGACAUAGUAAAAGUAAAAUUCUUUAGUGCUCAUUGAGUCGUUAUAGAUACUUGGACAGGGGGGCUACAAAUUCAAGCUUUAGGAAAGCUUUUCAAAUAAGAAUCUAAUCUGGAUUGAGUUUGUAAAGCCUUGGGGCAGAAGACCAGUUAGGGAGGUACAGCAGUGGCCCAGAGAAGAGAUAAUAAAAUAGUCAAGGGAAAAUUAAGACACGAAAUCAACAGUACGGCAAUGACAAUUAAAAGUAUAAAGAAAUAGAUUGAGGAAGCAAUUAGGAAGAAACAUCAGCAAAAUUUGAGGAAACACUGGUUGUAUGCAGGGAAAAGGGGGUGUCGUUUACAGUAAUGGGGGUUUGGCAUGAGGAAAAAAAAGGCUUGGUUUUCAAGUUGGGGGCAGAUUUAAUGUAGUCAAAUUAGGUAGAUACUUAUAGAGGUAGAUAUAGUGUCAUGUAGGUGGAACAGCGUCUUAACUCAUGGUUAAACAGGGCCAGGGAAAGAGGGAGAGAAAGACCUGUGGACUAAGGCCUAACCUGGAGAACCAGCAACUCCACUCACCAAGAGGACACCUUUUCUAUUAUAAUGCAGACAACAUUUUAGCUCCUCUUUGUCCAUUCCAGAAUAAAAUCUUUACUUUUGCAUAACCAAAAGGCUCAUUAAACUGUUUUUCUCCAAACAAAAGAUCAAUUUGUCCUCAAAGGUAAAUUCUGCCUCCACUUCAGAAACAGAAAAAGUGCUGGAAGAGUGGAAUAGUAGUUUAUCCUUAGUCAGAAAGGUUUCAGGAUGUUGGGGUUCAAUUUGGUAGUGCUAAUCAAAAAUUUUAAUUUGCAUAUAAUUUGACCCUGCAGUUUCACUUCUAGGAAUCUAUGCAACAGAAAUGCUCAAACAAAUAUACAGUGCAGGCCGGGCAUGGUGGCUCAUGCCUGUAAUCCUAGCACUUUGGGAGGCUGAGGCAGGUGGAUUCCUUGAGGUCAGGAGUUCGAGACCAGCCUGGCAACAUAGUGAGACCCCCAUCUCUACAAAAAAUAAAAUAUAAAAAACAAAAAAAAACCCACAAAUACACAAUGCAGCAUUGAUUGUAAUAUUAAGAAUUGUAAACAACUUAAAUGUGUAUCAAUUGAAAUAUGACUGAAUAAAUUAUGGUCUGUCCAUAGUAUGGAAUCCUAUGCAGCUAUUAAAAUGAAGUCUGUGUACUGACAUGGAUGAUUUUUUGUUUGUUUGUUUGUUUGAGACAGAGUCUUGCUCUGUCACCCAGGCUGGAGUGCAGUGGCGCGAUCUCGGCUCACUGCAACCCUCGCCUCCCAGGUUCAAGCGAUUCUCCUGCCUCAGCCUCACUAGUAGCUGGGACUACAGGCGUGUGGCCACCACACCUGGCUGAUUUUUGUAGAGACGGGGUUUCACCAUGUUGGCCACACUGGUCUUGAACUCCUGACCUCAGAUGAGUCACCAUGCCUGGCCAACAUGGAUGAGUUUUCAUGAUGUAUCAGAAAAUGAAAAAAGCUUGCGUGUGAAUUGUGAGUACAUGUAUAUAAGCCAUAUAUGCAUGGAAGUAAGUCUGGAAGGACACAUACUAAAAAUACCAACAGUGGUAUCUUCUGGGGAGUGGGAUGGAGAAGUGAUACAGAAUUUUUAAAAAGUGUAAACUCAGCAGCUUUCUUUGCAGGCACAUAAGACUGUGGCAUCUUUAGGGCUUUCCUUUCCUGAAGGAUUUGCAAUUGUAUUACCAAGUUUUAUUUUUGAGAGCUUAUCCACUCUCUGGCCCCACCUUUCUUUUCAGAGACACUGCAGGAUCCAAUUCUGUAAGUUAAGACCAGCAGCUCCAAACUUUAUCAGAAUCACACUGAUGCUUGUUAAAAUGCAGAUUCCUGGGCCCCUGCUCAGUAGAUUCUGAUUCUGUGUAUCUGGGAUGGGGUGCCAAAUCCUGAUCUUUUAGAGGCACCCCAACUUGUCAGUGACUGGGGCAAAACCCUUCUUCGGUACUGACUUCUGAUUGUGCCCCCUCCCACUUGUUUCUCUGUGAUUAGCAACUGGGAAAAAGGAAAGAGGGCGAUGACUGGAUAUCUUUGUGGGUCACAAACAGUUGGGUUCAUCUGAAUGGGAAAAAACAAAGCAGUUUAGUAGACUUGAGAUUUUAGUGUUGCUUCUUUGAAGUGGGCCCUCUGGGUUAGAGGCUGGUCAGGUGGGCUUCCUAGGCGGUGACUUUGGCCUAGGAGAUGUCCUCCAGCAUUGGCUGCGAUGGCUGUGUUAGUGACAAAUCAGAGGGAAGGAGGGAGCUUGGCGAGUCCUGAAGUCUUAGAAUUGAGAUGCUUUUUAAGGGAAGCUUUUGUCCUGGGAAAAUGAUACCUCUAAUAUUUAAGAUGAGGUAGUAUCUAAGUCUAUUCUAAACAGUUUUUUGUUAGAAUGAUUUUUCUUUGUUGUAAAAAGUUGUUAAUCAGCCGCCUAUUGUGGGUUGUUAACAUCUCAAAAGGGUGUUUAAAAAUAAUAAACCCCAAUUGCUCCCAACAAUUAACCUUGGGAACAAAAGUAAAUGUGAAUGCUUCUUAACCACCUUUCUAAGCCCUCAGUGAAGCUGGCAGCCAUCAGUUAAAUAAACCAUUAAGUUUAUUAGUUUAAGAAUAGAAGUGUCAACUUGGACACAGUUUUCUAAUUUGCUCCUCAUUUACCCAACAAUCAUUUAUUCAAAGGCUGCUCUGCCUAGUAGACUUUAGAUAAAUCUACAAAUAAAAGCCAGAGACUGAUGGGCAGCUGGAACUCUAAGGGAAUCAUCCAAAUGGAAAAAAAAGUGAAUAAAACACAAUUUAAUAAACUUGAAAUUUUAGCAGCACAUGUAAAAACAAAAAGCGUAUGCCUUAGAGCAAUAGCUUUGUUCUCUUUCUGUAGUCUAUUUUAAGUGGGCCCUCUGGCCCAGAAUUAUCAGCCUUGGAUUAGGAGCUUUGAGGAAAUGGUGGUUUCGUGGUUGUUUUUUAAAGGAUUUUUAAAGAAAUGUAGUUACUAAGCAACUGCCAUGACCUGCUGCUAAGUUGGAGUUCAGCGGGCAAGUCGAUUCCAAAGAAGGGAAUAUAUAAACAAGUUUCAAGAAGGGGAAAACAUGGCUUAAAGAUAGAUUGGGUGUACUUUUUUGUUCACAGUUCAAUGCAUAGUUCUUUCUCUCUUUGACUUAUCUUCCCCUAAGAAAGGGCUGCCUGGUCAGAAAUCUUUGUCUCACACGGUUCUGCCCAUAGCCGGUGAGCUCAGAGGAGGGCCAGAAAGGAACAAAUGAGAAACAAUCCCCACCCAGUGUAGAGGGCCAAGCCCUGGGGUGGGGCCAGCACCCAGGCGGUCUCCAGAGGUAGACUGGCCUGCUGUUAUGCUCUAGGACAGUCCAGGGCUUAGGUUGGGGCACCUCAUUGAUAUUGAUGGCUUGCCGUGUAACCCUCAGAACAGGAACAUUGUCCAGCUGUUGUCUCUCUACCCUCCGCCACCCCACCCCCCGCAACGUUUAAUGGAAUACAGUCGCUUUGAAUCGAAGAUACAUGACUUACGAGAACAAAUGAUGAACAGCAGCAUGAGCUCUGGGUCUGGGUCCCUCCGAACAAGUGAAAAGAGGUCCUUGUAUGUCAGGGCCCUGUUUGAUUAUGAUCGGACUCGGGACAGCUGCCUGCCAAGCCAGGGGCUCAGCUUCUCUUAUGGUGACAUUCUGCAUGUCAUUAAUGCCUCUGAUGAUGAGUGGUGGCAGGCAAGGCUGGUGACCCCACACGGAGAAAGUGAGCAGAUCGGUGUGAUCCCCAGUAAGAAGAGGGUGGAAAAGAAAGAAAGAGCUCGAUUGAAAACUGUGAAGUUCCAUGCCAGGACGGGGAUGAUUGAGUCUAACAGGUCGAUCAAAACGAAACGUAAAAAGAGUUUCCGCCUCUCUCGAAAGUUUCCAUUUUACAAGAGCAAAGAAAACAUGGCCCAGGAGAGCAGCAUACAGGAACAGGGAGUGACAUCCAACACCAGUGACAGCGAAAGCAGUUCCAAAGGACAAGAGGAUGCUAUUUUGUCAUAUGAGCCAGUGACACGGCAAGAAAUUCACUAUGCAAGGCCUGUGAUCAUCCUGGGCCCAAUGAAGGACCGAGUCAAUGAUGACCUGAUCUCCGAAUUUCCACAUAAAUUUGGAUCCUGUGUGCCACAUACUACCCGGCCUCGACGUGAUAAUGAGGUGGAUGGACAAGACUACCACUUUGUGGUGUCCCGAGAACAAAUGGAGAAAGAUAUUCAGGACAACAAGUUCAUCGAGGCGGGCCAAUUUAAUGAUAACCUCUAUGGGACCAGCAUCCAGUCAGUGCGGGCAGUUGCAGAGAGGGGCAAGCACUGCAUCUUAGAUGUUUCCGGCAAUGCUAUCAAGAGACUGCAGCAAGCACAACUUUACCCCAUUGCCAUUUUCAUCAAGCCCAAGUCCAUUGAAGCCCUUAUGGAAAUGAACCGAAGGCAGACAUAUGAACAAGCAAAUAAGAUCUAUGACAAAGCCAUGAAACUGGAGCAGGAAUUUGGAGAGUACUUUACAGCCAUUGUACAGGGUGACUCACUGGAAGAGAUUUAUAACAAAAUCAAACAAAUCAUUGAGGACCAGUCUGGGCACUACAUUUGGGUCCCAUCCCCUGAAAAACUCUGAAGAAUCCCCUCCAACCAUUCUCUUGUGAACAGAAGAAAUCAAGUCCCUCUUCCCUCCUCCCUCUUCAUUCCUGUCCCCAUGGGGAGAACAAAUGCUACUGUUCUUGUCCCCUUUUUUAGAUAUGUCAAAAAAAAUUAAGUUUUCUAGUCCUGUUCUUUUUUUUUUUUUAAGUUUUUGUUUGUUUCAGUUUAUUUUUUGGGAUGAUGCCAUCUCAUUCAUCAUGUGACUGUGCCCAUUCCUGCAUGGACCUUUCCCAAGCGCUAGCACAGGUGCAAAAUCCAUCAGAGCCAUUGUUUUCAUAAAAACCAAGCAGAAGUGAAGAGAAAAGAGGAGGACUGAUGGAAAGACAGACUCUGGACAGCUGCACGGCUUGUGAAGUGAGCUAAAUGCACCACAUGAUGAGAUGCUCCUGGGCAUUUCUCCCUAUCUGUACUGCUGUCUUGCAGCUCUGAACGGUGCAACGUAAUGGCGACAGAAAGUAUCUUAUUUAUAUAUAGAUAUAUAUAUGUAAUUUAUAUAAAAUAUAUAGAAAUUAUUAUAUAUAUAUAUUAUACACUCUCAUAUAAUAUAUAUAUAUUCACACACAUUUGGGUUAGAAAAUCUAUGGAGACUUCAUCAAUGGUACUAUGUUAUUAGAGAAAUGCUUUAAUUUUCAUAUUCCAAUCAGAUGGCAUCUUCUAUCCCAGCUGGUUGGGAAGGGAUUGAAGAUGGUAGCAAGUGCUGCACUAAGGGCACUCGCAUUUGGUCAUUCUCUUGAGAGCUAGGAGGGGUCAGCCUGAGGCCGGAGAGGAAGGGCUUUUGCCUGGGGUGAGAGGGUGAGAGACUUGACCUGAAAGCAGCUGCUGCCCCUGAGGUGCAGCCAGAGUCCUGUGUGCGGACAGAGAGAAUGGCUAAUGAUGCUCCGCGUGGAAUUGCCUAUUGUUUUAUGCCACCUGAUGUGUCUGCAUGAGAGGUUUCCUUUUUGUUCCUUUUUAAGCUGCUGUUAAACCAAAACCAUGUUGUGCUACUGUGUCAGCCUUUUCAUUAUUGCAAAUUUUACUUUUACUAUUUAAGUGAAUGCAUAGAAUCCAAUUUGCCAAGGUUCUAAAGGCUUAUGAGGUCCUGAAGGAGCCAGGCCUUGUGAUGGAGUAGGUGACACAGGCCUGGUUGUCCUGUCAGCAGAAGGGAAAGCAGGGGCUGGGCUGAGAGGAGGACACGGAGGGCUCUGCUGAGGUUCCUUCCUGGGUUCCACCAACAGGGACAGGGAGUCACUUGCCUUCCAGUUCUGUGCUGGGAUGGCGGGACAGCACUUGGCUUGCUUGGCCAGCUGCGUCAUGAGUUUGAUUUGGUUUUUUUUUUUUUGCAGCUGCUUCAUAUGCUCUGCUCCAGCCCCUCCCCAACAGCUGGUAGCUUAUGGUUUCUUCAAGAGGAAAGUAGACUUUAUGCUGUACAUUUGAGCUGUAGAGCUAAGAUUCGCUUACUGGUGAGCUGUGAAACCUUGUUGCUUUUUCCCAGAGUCUGAUGGCAGUGACUGUGAUCAAGGGAAUCUUCACCGCCACAAGUGCAGGCAGCAGGUGUGGUUCAGGUCCCCCCCCACCCCACUGUGCUCCUUUGAAGCCAACGUGCCUCCCUCGCCUCCAUACUGGAGGGACGACGCAGGGGAGAACAGAGAAGUGCUUGGCCCUAGGAUUGAGGCACUUGUUUCCUAGCCCGCUGGGUUAGGGCUGGUGCAAGCGAGGCAAUGUUGAGGAUGCUUUAAGCACUACCAGCCGAAUCCGGGAACUCUGUUAACAGUUGUCCAACCAGCAGAAUGAGGCUAACUGUAUAAAGCAUGGGACCCAGGAUGAGGAUAAGGAAAGGACAGCGGCUUUCCCUGGGCAGUACAAUGGCUUGAAGGCAAAAAGGGAUAAAGUGACAGCCGACUGUGACUCUGGUGAGGAGGGGUGAGCAGGGAGGUUGAUUCUCUGAUGUUAACUAAGUGGCAAAGUCUCAACCGUGCUCAGCCCUCCCCCUCCCAGGGAAGAGAAACAAAGAUUCAAAGUAAGCAUGAUACUAGUGGGUUUACCAGUGUUUCUUCCAAGGAGACAUAUAUUUUUUAAUAAACGAUAGUUGCAAUGAACUGUGGCUCAGAGACCUUCUUAAAGUAGUUGAGAAGGGAGGGCGUGGGCAAAGCAGUGGGAAGAACAUCCCAAACUUUUGGGGGCCAGAGGGCUCUCUCCUUAGUGAUGAUCAGCUAGCCGAGCUGGGCCGUCCUGGGGAUCGGUACAGCUCCCUGGGGUGGUGACAGGCCCUUUGUGAAAGUUGUGUGCUUGGUCUUCCACCCCAGCCCCAGACACUGCUUCAAAUAGCACCAACCAGAUGGGAGUCCACAUCUGUGGUGGCAAAAUGCUGACAUUUUCCCAAGAGGUACACAAGGUGGGAGAGGCCUGCUGUAGCAGAGGUGUGUGUUAGAGAAAGCAGGGGCCUGAUUUAGUAGCAGAGAACUGGGUGAGAAAAAUGGCCAGAGAAAGUGACCUGCCAGCUACCAGUGUUUCCGAAAAUGAGGGUGGGAUGGGCCCAUUUGCAGAGCAGGACAGCAGUCAUCCCCAUAGCCCUCUGAGGAGGGGAGGGAUGCUUAGAGCAGGCAGUUCUGGCAGUUCUGACGUGGCAGGUGCCAUUGCAACUUGUGCGGAGGAGUCUUAGGAAGUGCUGUCAUAAUUCAUAAGGUCAAGAGCAACAUCUGGAUGAAUGAGCCACCUGAAAUGUGUGUGGGCUGAGCCACAGGAAGGGUGAGUCCUCUUGCUUGUGGUGCUUUAUGGUGUGCAGGUUGCUUGCUUUCCCACAUUCUCUCAUUUGCUUGAAGGCAGCCUAACAAAAGGGAGUCCCCAAAGAGCUCCAUGAGAGCUUAAGAAAAUUCAUCUCCUGAGGACAAAGAGAACAAAGAUCUGUCCUGUGGUCACACUGUUGAGGCUCUGUCUUCACAGCUGAUGUUCUCCUAGUGGAGGUACAGCUGAAGAACAUUCAGCCCCAGCACGAGAAGAUACAGAGCAACUUGGAAACCCCAAAGGGAGACACACCCUUAACACUGCCGUGCUGUGCUGUGCCGUGUCCUGAAGGAGGAGAGAGCCCUAUCUCCUCCUGGUUUUGUUGCUGACAUUGCAGCUGAUCAUGCCUUGACUCCUUCAUCUCUAACAGAGGAAGAACUGUAUUAUCAAACCUUAUGGUCUACCCAUGAAUAAAUAAAAUAUUUGUUCAAGCACAAA